Miscanthus lutarioriparius is the source of this 675-nucleotide messenger RNA. NCBI's taxonomy places the organism in Eukaryota, Viridiplantae, Streptophyta, Magnoliopsida, Poales, Poaceae. The record is from the annotation of a GenBank genome assembly.
AUGGAGGAGGACUACGUGUUCAAGAUCGUGGUGAUCGGCGACUCGGCGGUGGGGAAGACGCAGCUGCUGGGGCGCUUCACCCGCGACGAGUUCUUCCUCGACUCCAAGUCCACCAUCGGCAUCGAGUUCCAGACGCGCACCAUCGACAUCGCACGCCACCGCGUCAAGGCCCAGAUCUGGGACACCGCCGGCCAGGAGCGCUACCGGGCGGUCACCAGCGCCUACUACCGCGGCGCGCUGGGAGCCAUGCUCGUCUACGACGUCACCAGCCGCCGCACCUUCGACCACGCCGCGCGUUGGGUCGCCGAGCUCCGCGCCCACGCCGACAAGUCCAUCGUCGUCAUGCUCGUUGGCAACAAGGCCGACCUGGCCGGCGCCGCCGGCCAGCGCACGGUGGCUGCAGACGAGGCGGCCGCCUUCGCUGAGGAGCAGGGGCUCUUCUUCUCCGAGGCAUCCGCGCUCAGCGGGGACAACGUCGAGCGCGCCUUCCUCACUCUGCUCCAGGAGAUCCACGCCAACGUGUCCAGGAAGACGCUGGAGGCGGCACCAGACGAGGCCACCGGCGCCGCCGCCGACGUGCUGGCUCUCAAGGGCACCAAGCUGUCGCUCGCUGAUGAGAUAUCCAUCAUGGAGACGAGCGCCUUGCGUAGAGCAAGCAGCUGCUCCUGCACGUGA